Molecule: messenger RNA, 465 nt
Organism: Entrophospora sp. SA101
Lineage: Eukaryota; Fungi; Glomeromycota; Glomeromycetes; Entrophosporales; Entrophosporaceae
Source: the annotation of a GenBank genome assembly
AUGUCUGUUAAAACUAUUAACGAAAUUAAUGAGCUUUUAGCUCUUUUGGAAGAAGAAAAAAAACAUCUACAACAAAAUUUCAAGAAAAGAAAUACAAAUUUAGAAACUGGUCAUUCAAAUUGGAUAAUUUUGGAACUUAUUAAAAAAAAUAUUCAAAAUAGACGUGAUUAUACUAAAAGAAAAGAAAAGAAAAGAGCCAAUAAAAUUGAUAAUGAUGAUGUUUCUGGUGGUAACUUUGCUCCUGGUGGUAACUCCGCUCUUAAUGGUGAUAAUUCUGCUCCUAACAGUGGUGAUUCUGCUGUUUCUGGUGACAAUAAUCUUGUGAAUGAUAUUGAUUUUUUUGAUAGAUCCAAUAAAAGAAAGCCUAAAGAUAAAUCAUCACCAAGCAAAAAAUCCAAAAAAUCACCAGCAAAGAAAGAAAAUAAAAAUACCAGACCAAAAAGAAAUUUUAAUAAAAACAUUUGA